This is a messenger RNA of Lycium ferocissimum, 1102 nucleotides long. RefSeq names its product protein YIP4b-like. Gene Ontology annotation, cellular component: trans-Golgi network; membrane. NCBI's taxonomy places the organism in Eukaryota, Viridiplantae, Streptophyta, Magnoliopsida, Solanales, Solanaceae. The record is from RefSeq and is a predicted model, not a curated record. Gene Ontology annotation, biological process: endoplasmic reticulum to Golgi vesicle-mediated transport.
CUCCGAUCAGCAAAUCUGGAGUCAAAAAUGUCACAGGGAGACACAAUACCUCUAAACUCAACCUCCCAAUCAGACAUUGAUGAAAUUGAAAACCUCAUUUAUUCCCCCCACCCUUCUUCUGCUGUCCUUCCAGCGCGCCCUCCUUCUCCUCCUCGUAUCCCUGUUUCCUCAUCUCCUUUCAUGCCCUCCAAUCUCCCUCCCCCCUCAACCACCAAUCACAAACCGACACCUGUCGUCCCUUCCGUUCCAGCACCCCCGCUACCUUCAUCAGGGGGGACAGCCUAAUAUAUGCCACUGGGUUCCGGAUCUCCACCGAAUACACUUACGGAACCUGUUUGGGAUACGGUGAAAAGAGAUCUGUCUAGAAUUGUGAGUAAUUUGAAGCUGGUGGUGUUUCCUAAUCCUUAUAGAGAAGAUCCUGGCAAAGCGCUUAGGGAUUGGGAUCUUUGGGGUCCUUUCUUCUUCAUUGUUUUCCUUGGUCUCACUUUGUCAUGGUCUGCCUCUGUUAAGAAGUCUGAGGUUUUUGCUGUUGCAUUUGCUCUGCUGGCUGCCGGUGCUGUCAUUCUGACACUAAAUGUCUUGUUACUGGGCGGUCACAUAAUCUUCUUCCAAAGCCUCAGUCUGCUGGGUUACUGUCUAUUCCCACUUGAUGUUGGCGCCUUUAUUUGCAUGCUAAAGGACAAUGUGAUAUUGAAGGUCAUUGUGGUAUGUGUUGCACUAGCUUGGAGCUCUUGGGCUGCAUACCCCUUCAUGAGUACAGCUGUUAACCCUAGGAGGAAAGCUCUUGCCUUGUAUCCUGUGGUACUCAUGUAUGUAUCCGUUGGUUUUCUCAUUAUUGCCAUUGAUUGAUGUCAGUCAUGCCUGUCAUAUGAAAAUGUAUGAAGCCGGUAAACGCACAUUGAAGUAGGCAUAUAAUGUUGUGGACUUUUUGAUUGCCAUACGAAGUUUUAUUGAUAGUUUUGGUUCUACCUCUGAUCUCACAUUUUGUACUACUGUGUGGAUGAUGUUAUAUAAAUCUAGUUAUGGCUGGUGUUAUGUAAGAAUGAAAGACUGACUUCACUGUAAAAGAGAUCUUUUAAUGGUAUGCCUCGACAUAAAGAUG